UUAAUUUUUUUUUAAGUAUAAGUACCGAAAUUAUUGCAAAGUAAUGCAACUUUUCGAUUUUCUCGAUAUUUUAAUGUCGAGUAUAUAUCAACGGAAUUUUUCUUUCCUUUAAUGUACAGAACUCUCCCUUCUAACAGUUUUCUGCGUACUCGUUUUGCAGUGUCAAAGGGUUGCUCGCACCAACGUAUACUUAACUAUGCUCGAGACCGUACUUCCGAUAAAACGGCCUCAAUCAAUCUUUUACAACUAUAGCGCAACUCGCUUAUCACUUAUAAGGGAGGGUAAUAAUACGGAAAACAUUUUCUGGAAAUUUAAGCUUUGGAUGCGUCAUCGAUUCAUCCCCCAAUAUGAAAGUAACAAAGUAGUGCCGCAACAUGUAAUUUUGCCCUCCUCCCACAGACUCUCAAUUUGGUAAAUAGCGAGCUUCCCGAGUUCCAGAAGGGUAGAAUCAAAUCCCUUACGCAGAUGUUAAACCGUUUCGGGGAACACUACACUUUUUCGUCUACUUUGCCAGCAAUUUUCAACAAUAUUACACGUUAUCACUCGACAGAACUCUCCAUUUUUUCUUAUAUCCAUGAACAUCCUGGCAAGCGAUCAUCCGGAACAAGCGAAGGUCGACGCGACAGUGCUUCGCUAUCGCGUGUACACUCGUCGCAUUCGCAGAAUGCUUUGCCUCGGCGGUGUCUUGCAAGAUCGAACACGUUCGGCAGCCUGGUCGUAUACUACAGGCCUCUUAGUGAUCUUUAUGUGCUUCAAUCAGUGCGUCUUCAUGAUAAACUUUUGUUGGGAUCACACAGACGACCUGGUGCUUCUUUCAAGAUGUUUUGGCAUGACCUGUAGUUUCAUCACGCCCGUCUUAAUGUCAGCUUGCUUCCUGGUGAAACGUAAGAGAUUGCUGGAGCUUCAUGAGACGCUAGAUGAUCUCUUCGAGAGAGAACUGGCACGGGAUCGACAAACCAUGCUCGCCACCCUGUGCGCGUUUGACAGACCAUCCUACAUGCUGUGCUUUACCCUGGGAUCGACGGCAUUGAUGAUUCUUUGCCCUUCGCUGAUCUCCAUAGUUCGCCAGAUCGUCUAUGACGCAAAACCCAGAAGAUAUAAACUACCGUUCCUGGCGAAGUUUCCGUGGCCUGUGUCAACCGGCGGCGGUCUACUCUUUUACCUGCAUCUCCUACACCAGAUAUCCAGCUGCUGGUGUGUAGUCUUUACCGUUGGCAGUGUUGACAGCCUCUUUGGCUACUACGCGUUUCAGAUCUCCUCGAUACUACGGGCGAUGUCUGCCAGGUUGGCGAAUCGGCGUCGUACCUGCGAGGUAUUCACAGAGGCCCUGGGCACAUGCGUACACACGCAUCACCGAUUAUUGCAAUGCAGUCACAUGUUGAGUGAUAUCUGGGGUUUAAUAAUCAUACGAAUGCUUUUUACAAACGCCAUACUCAUGUGUGCGUUGAUCUUCGAAGCAAGUCCAUUCACCCAUCUGACGGUCGGCCAGUUUUUUCUGUUUAUCUCUUACAUGGCAUUGAAACUGCUGCAAACAUUUAUCUAUGCCUGGUACGGCAGUCUCAUUACGAGUGCGAGCGAGCACUUUCGUGAGGGAAUAUAUUUCAGCGAGUGGCCGGAUUCCAGUCUCGACCGUGAAAUUAGGGCGAGCGUUAUCGUGACAAUGAUGCAGAAGCCAAUAAUCAUAAAGGCGUUAAAAUUGUCUUCCGUGAAUGUUAACAUGUUCACCAAUAUUGUGAACACUGCAAUGUCCUAUUUUUUUCUUUUGCAAUCCUUGGACGAGGAUAAAUAAAAAUGGACGCCACGUAUCAGCUGGUUGUAAAUUUUAAGAAGCACGUAGAAUGGUUGUAAUAUGGAAGAACAUUGUGAUUAAAAAAAUAAAAAUAUAAUUCCUGAACUUGACACAAGUAGGGUAAAAGCACCUAAUAUCGCUCAGAA
Molecule: messenger RNA, 1935 nt
Organism: Vollenhovia emeryi
Lineage: Eukaryota; Metazoa; Arthropoda; Insecta; Hymenoptera; Formicidae
Product: odorant receptor 4-like
Exons: 5
Coding region: 575-1789 (404 amino acids)
Biological process (GO): sensory perception of smell; detection of chemical stimulus involved in sensory perception of smell
Cellular component (GO): plasma membrane
Molecular function (GO): odorant binding; olfactory receptor activity
Source: RefSeq, a predicted model, not a curated record